AUGCCCACUCGCCAGUAGGCUUCGGGUAGUCGAGUCAGAAGGUAUCUCACUUUCCUGUUGGCAUUCACUGACCAAACUUAAAAUCACACACAUGAAAAAAUCACUUUCGUCAGUAGACAUUCGGGAAAAACUUUAGGAAAGUGCAAAAUUGCCAAGUGCCACUGAUAUUCCGAGUCCCACAUAGACCCAUCGUGGCCAGCUGCCGACCACCGACCACCGACCAUGUCGUACCAGAUCAAGUCGACGCCCUAUUUCCGGCGGAUGUUCAACAACAGCAAGAAGAACGGCCAGCUGCAGAGGCUGCGGGAGGAGUACGAGCGCAUCCAGGAGUUCAACGACCGCACCAUCGAGCUGAAGAUGCGCCAAGUGCGGCUGAAGCGCCUCUUCCGCGAGAUCGAGGAGAUGAAGGAGGCAGCGGCGGCUGCUGCCGCCGCCGGCGGUGGCACCUCACCCUCCAGCUCCCCAAAUCCGACUGCACGCCAUAUGCAGCGCAGGCAUGGCCACGCCGGCAGGCUGACCAGUGUCACGCCGGAGCAGAAGAUGCGCGAGCAGCGGGUGGAGAACCUGGCCAGGGCCCGCGAACUGGGCAAGGAGAUCUCGCGCCGGAAUGCCGAGAUGGCGGAGGCCGGCACCGGGGGAUUCCUGAGGAGCGAGCUGCGGCUGACGGCCAAGAUGCAGGCGGCGGCCGAUGCGCGCAAGGAGGCCGACGAGCGGCGGGAGCGCGCCGCCAAGCGCAUCUCCUAUGGCAAUGACCAGUCCCGGCAGAAUCUCCAGCGGCUGCUGCAGGUUCGCCAGCGCAAGCUGGGCGGCGGACACGCCGGGAACCGGUGCCACCUGCAGCCCGAGGACCAGGUGCCCGUCACCCAACAGCUGCCAAGGCAGGAGAUCAGACCCAGUCACCUGUACCCGGACUACCGCCAGCUGACCCCCAGCCAGCUGCAGCUCCUGACGGUGGAGAACAAGCCGUCGAUGCCGGAGCUGCGCCUGCAGCGCGACCAGGAGGAGGCCGAGCUGAAGCUGCGGCUGAGGGAGCAGGAGCUGCGCAUGGAGGCCCAGCUCAGGCAGCAGGAGGAGGACUCCUCCGAGCGGGACGACCCAAGGCCCUUCCGGCGCCAGGCCUUCGCGAUGUCAUCGCCGGACGAUGGGGAUGGCGAGGAGCAGCGGAUCAGGCGAUUGCGGCUCCAGAACCCCGAGCUGGCCGACGAGCUGGAGCGCCGGCGGCGACGACAGCAGGAGGACGAGGAAGAGGAGGAGCAGCUGCAGCGGCGGCUGCGCCAUCUCCACGAGGAGACCUCGCCCCUGCGGCUGGCCCGCAUCUCGCUCAGCUCGACGGAGGGCACGAACGCCACCAAUGUCACGGCGCAGACGGCAGCCACAUCGCCCAUGAAUGUCCGGUUCCCCUACCAGGAGCUGGACUCCAUGGACUCGAACCUGGAGGUGCACACCGCUCCGCUGGCCAGCACCAACCACAACAACGAGGAUCGCCUGGGCCUGGCCUCGCUGUCCGCCACCAUAGCCUCGCAUCAGCCCACGCAGCGUGUGCCGUACCAAACGGACUACCCGCUGGACCAGGGCACCGCCUCCGACCGCUGGAGGCAGAUCUCCCUGAUGCUACCCUGGUUCAAGGCCUUUCCCGACCUCGAGGCUGAGUCAGCCAUGGCUGCCCAGCCGCCGCCGGACAGCCGGCUGAGCCUGGAGCCCAGCAACUACGAGAUGGUGCCGGCACCUGGCACACAGCCCGAUCCCACGCACUCCUACCGGUUCAGCAGCGUGGCCACCCAGGCGGAGGAGGAGCCCUUUCCGUCGCCCCACUGCGAGUUCUUGCUGUCCACCUUUGACAUCAUCGGAGCCGCCGAGCGGUAGGAGUCCCGCCGGGGAUCAGAUCGGAUAUGCCCAGUCACAGUCAUAGUUCCAGUACCAAAUCAUUGCCCCACCCUCGAGGACAGCGGUCCGUACUGAAGUAUGAAAUUGGGUAGAUCCCAGUAACACACAGCAAUCAGUUCACACAAGUUUUAGUUGGCUUAUUAAAAAUUAUUUCUUUCUAUAAA
This is a messenger RNA of Drosophila biarmipes, 2048 nucleotides long. Its product is annotated as trichohyalin. The record is from RefSeq and is a predicted model, not a curated record. The transcript is spliced from 2 exons. NCBI's taxonomy places the organism in Eukaryota, Metazoa, Arthropoda, Insecta, Diptera, Drosophilidae. The coding region runs from base 223 to 1863 and encodes 546 amino acids.